UCCCUUUUAUCUAUAGGUUCUCAGCUGUACCCAUUUCUGUUUUUUUUUUUUUUUCAAAUUUCAUUUCCCGGUGUUUUUGAGGUACAACAGAACAAACAAUUAAAGCACAAUUGUUAAAUAAGUUCAUUAACAAAAUUUGACGGACAAGCUGAGAGAGAAAUGUCACCGGAAAUCCGGCACCUAGUGAAUCCUGAAUCGCUCUCGGAGACGGCACUGAUGGAUCAUUUAAAGAGGAGGUGUAUCGAUUUGUUGGACUUGAAGAAAUAUAAAAAAUCAGAUCUGAUUGGGAUGUUCAAAAGGCUGGCAAUGCCGUUGCCCCAGAGGAAGUACAACGAAGCCAAGUGCUUUGGAAAAAGGCUAAGCGAGCUCAGGUUACACAGAAAAAUUCCUACGGCCAUCGAGGCAGACACAAAACUGUAUGAGUAA
Copidosoma floridanum is the source of this 426-nucleotide messenger RNA. RefSeq lists its product as uncharacterized. NCBI's taxonomy places the organism in Eukaryota, Metazoa, Arthropoda, Insecta, Hymenoptera, Encyrtidae. The record is from RefSeq and is a predicted model, not a curated record. Gene Ontology annotation, cellular component: tRNA-splicing ligase complex. Gene Ontology annotation, biological process: embryonic morphogenesis.